AUGGAUGAAAGGAGGAAUGGGUCAAGUGUUCUUGAUUCGUCCCACGGCCUUCUACAUCCAAUGGGCGUGGAGUCCAAAAUUCUGUACCACACGGAUAAUGAAUCCGGAUCAAGUACCUACCGGGAAAGCAGCCAACAAUGUUUGAUCACCACCCAUGCUACAGAUUUUGCCACGGCGACCCAAUACACCUACCGAGAGGAGGAUACGAGGCAGCCAGAGUGGACUCCAGGCGUGAGAGAGUGGCUCGUGACAACAUGUAUAUCGAUUCUAGUGAUGAUGGAUGCGUUUAAUACGACGGUGGUUAUUCCUUUGAUGCCCGGGCUCUCACACAUCUUUCAGCAACCCCUUGAGAACGCGCUUUGGAUUAACACGGCUUACCUCAUUGGCAACGCGUCCGGACAAGCUCUUUUCGCCAUGCUGGCUGAGGUACUUGGUCAUGGCCCUAUCCUACUUUCGUCUUCUGUUCUCGCGACAACUGGAACAGGUAUAUGCGGGGGUUCUCUGGGUCUGUCUGUGCUGGUAGCGGGUCGAUUCAUUCAGGGAAUUGGCGGAGGAGGAGUGGUGGGAGUUUCGCUUUUGAUCGUUGCGGACCUGAUUCCAAAGUCGCAUCAAGUACAAUUUUCGACCUAUAUCUUCCGCGCUCAAACGAUCGGUAUGGUGAUUGGUUCAGUUGCUGGUGGGGUAUACCAUGACUAUACGACCUAUAUUUGGGCCUUUUAUUCCAGCUUCGUGUUUUGCGCAAUGGGCCUGUUGGUGAUUCCAUUUGCACUGGAUCUGAGAGGACAUGGACCGGAAAAUAAGCUUAGUGCUACGAGCAGGUUUCGUACUAUGGACUGGAUAGGUGCCAUGUUGACUCUGCUUGGCAUGGGGACCAUACUUACCGGGAUCGGCUGGGGAGGAACACAGAAUGCCUGGGAUAACUGGCAAACCCUAGUGCCGAUAUGCGUCGGUGGGAUCUUCUUGAUUAUUUUGGUUCUCUACGAGACGAUGUGGGCUAUGCAGCCAAUGUUCAGUUCGAGGGUGUUUCGGGACCUUUCAUCAACAAUGCUGCAGGCAGGCGGCUUUCUCCAUGGAUUUAUUUUAUCGUCUCACCUCCAUUACUUGCCACUAUACCUCAUCUUCGUCAAGUCGCUCAACACCACAUUGAUAGGGCUAAGCCUGGUUGCUCUGACGGGUCUAGCUGUACCUGCUCUUAUGGUCUCGGGCACAGGGCAGGUUUUCCGACGCCCACAUAUCUCCACCUGGAUUACCCGUAUAGGCUGGUUGUUUACUAUUACCGCGACGGGUUGUUCACUUCUACUGAAUACGGCGAUCCCAACAUACGGUUGGGUUAUUAUCUUCCUGGUCGCUGGGUUGGGCUCUGCCCUGCUCACACUCGGAUACAACCUUUGCAUCCAUGUAAAUACUCUGAGGUUCUACCCGGGCCAGGAAACCCGCGAAAGCGCAAAGGUAUCCACAACAUCGAUACUGAUAUACUCGAUCCUACGCACAUGGGGCAUGUGCAUCGCCAUCCCCAUCAGCGGGACCAUCAUAUUCAACUACCUAUCCUCCAAAGAUUUGCUUGACAUGUCAACCGGGUACACAAGCCGCCACUUCGGCGCAUACGCGCCCCAGGAAGACAAAGACGCAUUUGCCGACGCGCUUCAAGUCCUUUGGAAAGGUUACACGGCGAUUGCCGCAUUGGGAGGAAUUUCGUCUCUGUUCAUUCGGUCUGCAAGUUGA
Aspergillus oryzae RIB40 is the source of this 1722-nucleotide messenger RNA. RefSeq names its product MFS transporter. The record is from RefSeq and is a predicted model, not a curated record. Gene Ontology annotation, molecular function: transmembrane transporter activity. Gene Ontology annotation, biological process: transmembrane transport. Lineage: Eukaryota; Fungi; Ascomycota; Eurotiomycetes; Eurotiales; Aspergillaceae. The transcript has 4 exons. Bases 1 to 1722 code for a protein of 573 amino acids.